CAUAAAGACUGACACUGUAUUGUGAAAAUAUUUACAUGUGCAAAAUGUACACUUUAUUAAUUGUUUUAUUAGUCAUAUCAUUUGCGGCAGCAGUACCUAAUUGCCCCGCCACGAACGGUGACCAACCCACGUACUUCCCACAUGAGACAUCUUGCUCUAACUUCUAUGAAUGUUCCCAUGGGAUCGCGUACACGAUGGAAUGCCCAGCUGGAUUAGAUUUCAAUACCCGCUUAAAUGUCUGCGACUUACCAGAAAGGGCAGGGUGUAGAUCUACUGCGAAAGUUCCACAAACCGCGGACUGAUCUUCCAUACUUCAGAGAAUCUUUGAAGUUAUCACACUUUUACCAAAUUAGUUAUUUAUUUAUUCUUCGAUUAAAUUGUAAAGUAUUAUAAUAUUACUAGUUACUGAAAUAAAUAAAUAUAAAGUGAUUAAUAUUACUCGAAACAACAGGUAUUAUUUACAUCCCUAUUUGUUAAAGCAGCGUCAAAAUUUCGUUGCCCUAAUUUGUAAGGUCGUAAACAUCAUUGAAAAUGUUUUGAUUGAUAUAAAUCUAAGAUAUCUACGAUCUAAGAUAAAUAAAUGAGUACUUACUUAUCUGCUAGCAGAUAAUGUUGCAAUAGUAUUGAAACCAUAGAAAACAUAUUUUUUUUGUUAAUUAAUUUUCAAUAAACGUUCCUAGAUACAGUU
Messenger RNA from Anoplophora glabripennis (Asian longhorned beetle), 688 nucleotides. Its product is annotated as peritrophin-1-like. Lineage: Eukaryota; Metazoa; Arthropoda; Insecta; Coleoptera; Cerambycidae. The coding region runs from base 36 to 302 and encodes 88 amino acids. Gene Ontology annotation, molecular function: chitin binding. The transcript is spliced from 2 exons. The record is from RefSeq and is a predicted model, not a curated record. Gene Ontology annotation, cellular component: extracellular region.